Erigeron canadensis is the source of this 1977-nucleotide messenger RNA. Its product is annotated as cytochrome c oxidase assembly protein COX15. Gene Ontology annotation, cellular component: mitochondrial inner membrane. The record is from RefSeq and is a predicted model, not a curated record. Bases 255 to 1676 code for a protein of 473 amino acids. Lineage: Eukaryota; Viridiplantae; Streptophyta; Magnoliopsida; Asterales; Asteraceae. The transcript has 7 exons. Gene Ontology annotation, biological process: heme A biosynthetic process. Gene Ontology annotation, molecular function: oxidoreductase activity, acting on NAD(P)H, heme protein as acceptor.
UGGGAAAAAUCUUGUAUAAUCGAUCGAGAAGAAAAAAUAAAAUGAUUUAAACGGGCGCCAAACAUACCAACCUGAUAGCCGGUCACCCGGUUGUCCACGUUUUGCUAUUGUUAUUCGCCCCGUUGACGACUUGUAAACCUCUCACAAACCCCCAGUUUCUAAAACAAACACCCCCUCACCCCUAAAACCCUAGAUUAGACUUACACAUUUUACAGAUAUCAAAUUAAAAAUCCUAAUCUAUAUAUAUAAAAAAAAUGUUGGAAAGCAGAUUGAUUUCGAUUAUUAUAAGAAAAAACAAAUCCAUCAAUCAAUUUAAAUCUUCUUAUUCUUAUUCAUCUUCAUCAUCAUUAAGAAAUAGUAAUCAUAAUGCUGGUCAUACUCACCGAUUCAAUUUCCAAAAUUAUUACUCAAAGAAUCCUUGUAGACAUUUUUCAAACCCCCCAACCGCCAGAAGCUGUUUCGUUCGAUCCUUUCAUAAUCUUAACAAGGGGUCCUUUAAGCCAACCUAUAGAUAUAUGUCAACUGUAGCUGCAACUGCUUCUAAAGAAAACAAGGAGGCAUUGAAGCUUCUUGUUACUGCUGGACCUCAUGCCCAGAAAGCAAUAGGAAUCUGGCUUUUUGCAUCUGCUGCAUGGGUGUUUAGUAUGGUUGUUCUUGGUGGUGUCACACGACUCACCCGCUCUGGUCUUUCAAUGACGGACUGGAAGUUUACUGGCACCCUUCCUCCCCUAUCAGAAGAAGAUUGGUUGAUUGAGUUUGAGAAAUAUAAACGAUCCCCUGAGUUCAAGCGUGUGAACAGAGGAAUGGGUAUUGAUGAUUUUAAAUUCAUCUACUGGAUGGAAUAUGCACACCGGAUGUGGGGAAGGGCAUUAGGAAUCAUGUUUGCCCUUCCAUUUUCAUAUUUUAUUCGAAAAGGUUAUAUUAAUCUACGGCUUGGAGCUAGACUCGCUGGUCUGUUUGCUCUUGGUGGUGGUCAAGGGAUGAUCGGCUGGUGGAUGGUUAAAAGUGGUUUGGAAGAACCACCCUCAGAGUAUUCUCAACCAAGAGUAAGCCCAUACCGUCUUGCUGCUCACCUAACUUCAGCUUUUGCAAUAUAUUGUGGGCUCUUCUGGACUGCUCUUUCUGUAGUCAUGCCUGAACCUCCUACUGAGUCAAUGACUUGGGUUAAAGGGGCUGCAAAAGUCCGAAGGCUUGCUCUUCCUGUUGGUAUUCUUGUUGGUAUAACUGCAGUUUCAGGAGCCUUUGUUGCAGGAAAUGAUGCGGGACAUGCAUUUAAUACAUUUCCAAAGAUGGGUGAUUCAUGGAUCCCAGAAGAUGUUUUGAGUAUGAAGCCACUUCUCCGAAACUUCUUUGAGAACACAGCAACUGUGCAGCUUGAUCAUCGUAUACUUGCAACUGCCACCUUAGCAUCUAUUGCUGGUCUAUGGUUGUCAACAAGAAAACUUGAACUACAUCCAGCUAUUCGUUCUUUGAUCGGAAGCACAUUGGGGAUGGCUGCUUUACAGGUGACUUUGGGCGUAUCAACUCUUUUAUCUUAUGUACCGGUUUCACUUGGCACCGCCCACCAAGCCGGGGCUUUGACUCUUUUGACUUUUAUGCUUCUACUUAAUCACACUGUACGCCGACCAUCACCAAUGCUUCUCAAAUCACUUCCCGCAGUUGCAAAAACAAUGUGAUUACCAAUAUAAUUAAUCAGGAUUCUGAUUAUACAUAUAAUGCCUCUACAUGUGGUAGCUCUCUAAUAUGUAGACUGAUAGCUGUCUUAAGCCAUGACUGGUGGGUUGUACAACUUUUAUGUGCACAAUGGCAGCAGCAUUUUUUAUUUUUUUUCAUUUAUCAGUUAAAUGUCAAAUGUUCAUUAUCUUUUGCUAUAUUAUACGGAGUAUUAUGGUAUUUUUCUCUCUUUUUAAUAAUUUAUUGUAUCUAAAAUUCUUCCUAAAGUAUAAUAAAUAACUGUAGUAUAAUUUUAGUGUCUCA